AUGGGAUUUAGGCGUAAAAAUGACGAGCCGGACCCACCAGAUCCGGUCUUCAACGAAGACCAAGACCUCAGCGAAGUUUGGCCGCAAGUCGUGCGGGAGUAUGAGAACACCACCAAAACGAAGCUAGAUACGAGGAUGACCUUCGAGAGCUUCCAGCUGCAGGUCGACGCAAGCAUAAAAGAGUCUAAUACUAAAAGUCAUCAACAUGCUCGGAAGGUUUUCAACAAUGUCGGAGCUUUUAUCGAGAAGUUUGGGAGCAUCGUCGCACAAGGAGCAGGUAUGGUCUUUGGGCCCACAGCUCAAUGCUGGAACGCGAUUAGCUUCGUUAUUCAAGCAGUACGGGGCUUCAAUGACAUGAUGGACGGGUUCGUCACUCUAAUGGAACGCUCAUCAGCCUUUCUGCGGCGCCUAGUGCACUUUAUGCAGCAAAAAAUGGGCGCAGAUGGCACCCAUCUACCGCGCAAUCUUCGCAAACCGGCGUACGAAAUUCUUGCCCUAUUCCUGCGCGUACUUCAGUCUUCAUACAAGCUAGCGACCAGCAAAAGAGAGCAUUUCAAGGCUAUGGCGAAGAUCAUUCUGUUCAGCUCCGACGAGCAGGUUGCAGAUUCACUCAAGCUCAUGGAAGGUCAUGUCAAAUACUUCACCAUGGCUGAGAUCGAUGAGAUCUUGUUGGACGUCAAAGGGCUAGCAAGACACCUUGACAAAUCUGAUGAGGAAAGGAAACGCUACGAAAAGGAUAUCCUUGAAUAUAUCCAAGAAACAUGCAGAGUUGGCGAUCAGGUUCUGAGUAUCACUCAGCAGAUGAAGAGCACUUUGGAUGGUAGAAUUAGCAAGGAACAACAUGAAAAGAACCUGGACAAGAUAGCAAAGACUCUGGGACUCAAGAAACCUUCCGGGGACUGGGAGACUUGGAGCAAGCGACAUAGCGAGCUCUGCAAGACUCAUGUACCUGGAACAGGAGAAUGGCUUAGUCAAGACGAACCGGCGUUCAUCCAGUGGGCUGAUCUUGAUCAGCAUGACAAGAAAGUCCUCUUCCUGAAGGCCGAUUCUGGUUUCGGCAAAACACAUCUGUUUAAUUAUGUCGUUUCAUAUCUCGAAAAGAAAUGUCGGACCCCGCGUGGACCAAAUCAAACUUUCCUGGCCUAUUACUACUAUGGAGAGGAUAAGGAUGACUCGCUCGAGCGGUGUAUAGGAUCCAUCGUCUACCAACUCGCAGUCGCAGAUGUUGCAUAUGCUCAAGCCGUAGUCGAAGAGUGUGGGCGACCCGCAAGUAUUGCGCGAGCUGAAGAUCGGUGGAAAAACCUUGUAACAGGAUUGCGACAUGCCAUGAAAGGUACAUACUUCAUAUGUAUGGAUGGUUUCGAUGGCCGUGGCCAGUUAGACACGGCAGAAACAAUGAUGUCAACUAUUUCACAUCACACUACGUCUCCAGCGGAGUCCAACGGAAUUGCUCUGCGUUUCUUCAUAUCAGGAAACGAUGAGGCAUUCUCUGAAGUAUCACAAGCAGUCGAAAGUAUUCCCACUAUUGUUCUCGGACCCCGUGGGGACAUUGCCCGUUCCUCAGAACGAGCUAGUGGCAAUUCAGAUAUUGCGUCGCUUCCAGAACAACUGCCUAAUGCAAGUGAUCUAGAAGCUGUCACGAGGGCCCGAAUCAAGGAUGUGUGUAAGACCAAACCCGCUCUAAAAGCGAUUCUCACCGAAGACAAUAUCAAGCUUCUGCUAGAAGGCAUCCGUGGAAACUACAAAAACCUCGAGGCUAAGAUUACGGAGAUCAACGCUUGCGACACCAAAGGGAAGGUUCAGGACGUCAUUAACAACACCAGCGCCGACAUGGAUACCGUUCAAAGGAACAGACUCAAAACGCUGGAUGCUUUGCUGAAUUCACGUCAGGCUCACGUGCUCAAUGAUCUUCUUGUUUGGGUUGCUGGCCUGAGUUACCAACCACCGACUAAGCUACUCGAAAGCGUUCUUUUCUACAAUUUUGGCGAGGAAUUUCUCCUUGCUGAUCAAAUUGCUACCACUUAUUCACCCGUACUCGUAAUUGACAAGGAGGGCAGAGUAGGGUUGAAAGACGGCCUCAAAGACAUCCUGUCCGUGAGCGACUCCUCAGGCUCCGAAUCAGCGAUCUCUCAAUUACAUGCCGAAGCAAUCAGCGGAGCUGAAGUCAACCUCUGUCGCCGGUUCAUAAAAAAUGCGUGCGACCCGACAGAUUACGCCAGAUUCAGAUUUGACGACUUCUUCCAGGCUAUGGAACAGAAAGUCCAUAUUCAUCUUGACAGUGGAAACGACGUGAACGUUACAAUUCUCGAAAAAUGUGUUGAUGCUCUUUUCGACAGUCGGAAAGAAGACAAGCUUGAAGAACUGCGCGACUAUGCUUCGAAGUGGUUCUACUCGCAUCUCAAGGAUCUGGUAGAGGCGCUCGAUGACUUUGAGCCGAGCAGGAAAUUUCUCAUUGACAUCGGAGUCAAGCUGGUCGAUUUGAUCUACGACCCAAAGAUGAUCGACUCGUGGUUUUCCGAGAAAAGUCUGUCUUGGCUGAAGUACGACUUUUUGUAUACAGAGGACUUCAUCGAUCCUUUACUGAAGUUAUUGAAGAAUUCGCAAGUGGCCAAAGGCUAUGCAAGAGAUGCAGAUAAGAGCACAUGGGUUAAGGCUGCCAUGUCCGAUACCGCAAACAAAUACUCUAUCUUCGAACGCGUCGCAGCACGCUUGGCAAGUCAUUGGUUUAGCUCGACUGGAAUAACAGAUAGAGACUAUCUUUGGAUCUCUUACGGCAUGGUUGCCAAGAUGCUUACUCCUGAGAAACCUUUCGAGGAAUGGAACCCGCCUUCUCUUGCGGAGGUAGACAAGUUCAUUAGUUGGGUAAAGGAACACACAGAGACCAACAUUGACAGCUUCACUUGGGACUAUCGGGUAGGUGCAGCAUACAUCGGCUUUGAACAUCACAAAGAAGCCAUCGUUGCGCUGGAGAAAGCCGAGCAAAACUCCCAGAAAAGUUGGGGCCUUUACGUCAAUCUAGCCAGAGCCCACGAGAGCGAAAAGAAUCAUCGCAUGGCACUCAAGUACAUACAAGACUUCAAAUCGUUCGGCGACCCAUCUAUCGAGGCAGAGGAUGGCUACAAGGAUACCUACUAUGACUUGCUCCUACUGGAAGGAACUUGUCAUCGAGAAUGUCAUGACCAUGAGUCCGCUGUCAAGUCAUUUCAAGAACUUCUAGGCCAAGUCGUCGACGAAGACUCCGGAAUGAGUUGGACCCACAUUCGUGCUGUUGCGGAACUGUUCACGACCUGGUCAGAAAUGAAAAACUAUCAAUCCAUCACGAACUUUAUUCUCAACCGGAAAGACGCGCCAGCGCAAAGUCAUGAUACCACUUAUUUGUUGCGGGAAGCGGCAUAUUAUGAGGAUUUGCAUACAAGCAUCAUCGUAGCUGCGAAAUAUGCUGGAGUCGUAGAAAAGGUCAUCUCCGUGUACCAGGAAGCCAUUGAUUACAAGCCGUUAGACCCAUCCACAGCAGAUGGGCCGAAAAUAGACAGCUCUGCUGAAGCAACAGAAUCACUGCGGUACUUCCAAGCCGUUCUCAGGUUCCACGGAAGUGAACAUCAGCAUGAUCAACAUCGGAGCAUACAGUACUGGGAAGAAGUUGUCCGGCGAUCUGAUGAAAUCUCAGCGUCGUACACUACAGCAUACACUGCUAGCCGCAAGCUAGCUUCGAUUCUUCUUGAUAAGGCAGUCGCUGAACUCGCAACAGCUUCAUCAGACUCCUCCGAGAACUACAUCAACAGAUUGGAGAAGCUCGCUAAUUUGAACACCACGUUAAUCUGCGAUCUUCGUCAAGGUUAUCUCGACCCUCGCCUCUGCUUGGCUAGAUUAUACCACCUGAAAAAAGACCAAGCUUCAGCUUUCGUACAGGUGCGGGCUCGACUUUGUAGUGUCUUCGAUAAGUGGCCUGAAGUUCCAGGGGAUGAUUCGUCUCGCCUUCGUUUCUCGAACCUUGCCCAGACGCUGACUGUCCUUGACAAAGACAUCGAUGCUGUUGCAGCAUGGCAAGCAAUCAAACCAUACCAAUUGUCGAAUGCCUCGACAGUGGAUGCGAAUGGUGCAGACAUUGAACAGCUUGCGCAACCAGGCCUUGAAGUUCCAGGCGCCGAUGGUACGUCAACGACUUCUGACAAGAAGGUACAAGACGAUCAAGACGCAUCCAAGCCAGACACAACGACAGCCAAGGCGUACAUAUGGGGUUAUACAUGCGAUGGGAGCUGCGGAAUCGAAUGGAAAGAUAUGUUAGUCGACUGUUACGUGUGCAAGCACUGUCUCUGCAGGCAAUUUUGUCCAAAAUGUUACGAUAAGCUAAAAGCCGGCGACUUACACCCUCUGAUCUGCAACAAGGACCACAAAAUGCUCCGGUUACCGCCCUUCGAUUGGGCCAAAUGGCGUACUAUACCGGCAGGCAUGAUGACCCUGGACAGCCAGCUAGUCCCCUGCACGGAGUGGGUAGACAGGAUUCGUAAGGAGUACGAUGUGGAACAAACACAGAUUGAUUACAUCAAGAUCGAAAAGGCGAGGCAACUGAAAGCUGCUAGUAUCAUUGUGGGAAAAUGGCGCAGUAGGUUGAAGAGAAUCAGGGCCAAAAAACCGGCGAUAGCACCUACACUUCGCCGAGUGAAGACGGUCGGAUAG
Alternaria alternata is the source of this 4677-nucleotide messenger RNA. RefSeq lists its product as hypothetical. The record is from RefSeq and is a predicted model, not a curated record. The coding region runs from base 1 to 4677 and encodes 1558 amino acids. Gene Ontology annotation, molecular function: protein binding. Lineage: Eukaryota; Fungi; Ascomycota; Dothideomycetes; Pleosporales; Pleosporaceae. The transcript has 2 exons.